AUGGCGGAGUUUUCAGAUGUUCCUACAACGUUGCCUGCGGCAAGAAAAAAGACAAGUUUGACAAUCCAGGACAAAAUUGCCAUAAUAGCUGCCAUAGAAAAUGGAAAGAAAAAGACAGAGAUUGCAGGAAAAUAUGGCAUAAAGCGAAACUCCUUGUAUUCCAUUUUGAAGAACAAAGAUAACAUUCUAGAAGCCUUUGAGUCUUUGCCAUUUGAUCCAAAACGAAAGAGGUUGCGUAUGGCAUGCUACACUGAUCUGGAAGAGGCUCUGGUGAAGUGGUACCAAAUGGCACAGUGUUCAAAUGUACGAGUAGAUGGGCCAUUGCUACGCAUCAAAGCCAACCAUUUUGCACAGAAACUUGGAUAUAGUGAUUUCAAAUGCAGUAACGGCUGGCUAGAUCGCUUUAAAUCAAGGUAUGGAUUAGCAUUCAGAUCUCAGUCAGGAAUUGCUACCGCUAUGACUCUGACCGAUGCUUCUGCAGCGGAUGCUGUAACAGUUUGGCAUCAAAGUAUCCUGCCUUACUAUGUAAAGGUUUAUCAACCGAAUGAUAUAUUUAAUCUGAAAGAGACAAGGUUGUUUUAUCAGAUGUUACCCAGUCGUACAUUUGCAUUUAAAGGAAAAAUGUGCUCAGUGGGGAAAGUGAGCAAGGAAGAAUUAACUCUCAUGGUUGGUACCAACAUGGAUGCCUCAGAGAAACUUCCUUUGCUUGUCAUUGGAAAAAAUAAAACUCCCCGCUGUUUUCAGAGCAGAAAGUCACCUCUUGUACAAUACCAUCCCAGUACUAUGCCAUGGAAGACUUCAGAUGUGUUUGAACAAUGGCUGAACAAGCUCGAUAAGAAGUUUAAAAUACAGAAGCGUCGCGUUGUUAUUUUUGUGGACCCUUUCCCAGAUUUUCCAGAGGUAAAGGAUUUAAAAUGUAUCAAGCUUGUAUUCUUUCCUUCUUGCUCCGCUUCUCGAUUUACAGCUAUGAAGCAAGGGAUUAUCAAGAGUCUGAAAGUCAAAUAUCGGACCCUUCUUCUCAAGAGGUUUAUAGACUGUAUAAACACCGGAAAGGCAUUUGCACUGACUCUGCUUGAUGCCCUUGGUAUGUUGCAGCUCUGUUGGAGGGCUGUAUCCUCGGGGACAAUUGUUAACAGCUACAUUGCAGCAGGGUUUAGAUCAGGCUCUGGGGGGAAAGCUUCUGUAGAUGCAGAAGCUGAAAAUAACUUCAAUUUGACUGCAUAUGCACUGGCUGCAGCAGUACAAUUUCCAAAUGUCUUAUCUUUGGAAGAAUAUGCUGCUUUGGAUGAGGACUUGAUAACCCCCAAAAUGACUGAUAACAAUUAAAUAUAAUAUAUCCAAAAUAUAUAUUUCGAGUCAAAUUUGUGGAGGAAAUUAAGGCAGAGGUUUUUCUGAACUUCAAAAUCUUUUGCCAUUACAGAAUUAGGCCCAGACUGCUUUAGGCUGGAUCUACACUGCCGUACAAUGCAACCUGAACUGCAUUAUAUGGUCAGUGUAGAGUAGACCCAUAUAAUGCAGUUUGAACUGCAGUGUAUGGGUCUAUAUCAGGGGAUCCUCAAAUGUUUUCAGCAGAGGGCCAGUUCAUAGUCCCUCAGACUGUUGGACUAUAUUUUGGGGGAAAAAUGUAUGAAUUCCUAUGCACACUGCACAUAUCUUAUUUGUAGCACACAAAAAAAAAUGAAAGAACAAUAAAAUAUGAAGAACAAUUUUAACCAACAUAAACUUGCCAGUAUUUUAAUGAGAAGUGUGGGUCUGUUUUUGACUGAUGAGAUAGUCAAGUUAAUUAGGAUUGUUGUUGUGUGGCUUCAAGUCGUUUAAAACUUAGGGUAACCCUGUGUCUAAAGUUUAGGGCAGGGGUCAGGUAAAUGACCUUGGAGGGCGACAUCUGGCCUGAGGGCCUUAGUUUGAGAACCCCCAGUCUUCCCUGACAAUAUAAUACAGUUCAUACUACAUUAUAUUGAGGGAGACAUAGUUUAAAAUGGAAUUUUCAGGGAUUUCCCAAUGCCCAUAUGUCCUUAUGGUUUGAGAAAAAUUGCUGCAGAGAGGACGUUACUUUUCAAGGAUAAAAGUACAUCAGGACAAACUGGCUAGCUUGUGGCUAGUUAGUACUCUCUAAGUUUCCCAGCCGUUUUGGAGUUAUGCUUGCAACAGAAGAACAGAGAAGACAGAUUCAU
This is a messenger RNA of Anolis sagrei ordinatus, 2174 nucleotides long. It is a transcript of the gene TIGD4, whose product is annotated as tigger transposable element derived 4. Gene Ontology annotation, molecular function: DNA binding. The record is from RefSeq and is a predicted model, not a curated record. NCBI's taxonomy places the organism in Eukaryota, Metazoa, Chordata, Lepidosauria, Squamata, Anolidae. Gene Ontology annotation, cellular component: nucleus.